GGGUGCGUUCAUCAUUUGCUAUGUUGCGAGGCGGUUUGUACUGAACAACACGUUUCCCCAAAACGGUGCACACUCUUCAACAACUUUUGKGAUACAGGGCGGAACUGCAGUAAAUGAAGAAAGUUGCUCAGCGAAACGCCAUAUUUGAUUUCAGCUACAAUGGAUGCUUUACCAGCAUGGCCCAAGGGGAAGAAGCUGGUUCACCUGGAUCUGAAAGGAGCACCUCCUAGAAUUGAUUACCUGCACAAGCUGAUUGGUCUUUUUUCUGGUCUGGGUGCUGACGGUCUAUUGGUGGAGUAUGAAGACAUGUUCCCCUAUGAAGGCGAGCUGAAGGUGCUGCAAUCCACUCAGCAUUCACCAUACAGUCGUGAGGAGGUCCUGUCCAUUCAGGAAGUGGCCAAGUCCCAAGGGUUAGAGGUCAUUCCUCUGGUGCAGACGUUUGGACACAUGGAGUUUGUGUUGAAGCACAAGUCGUUGUGGGGGCUGAGGGAGGUGGGCCACUGCCUGGGCACUCUGAACCCCCACAGAGAGGAGGGUGUGAGGCUGGUAAAGGAGAUGCUUCGCCAGGUGGUGGAGCUCCACCCAGGCAGCACCAGCCUGCACAUUGGAGCUGACGAGGUGUACCUGUUAGGUGAGGGAGAGGAGUCUAGACGCUGGCUGAGCACACCUGGCCGUACAGUACAGCAGCUGUUCCUCAGUCAUGUGACCAGGGUAGCAAAGGGCGUCAGGGAGGCAUGGCCAAACCUCAACAUGAUCAUGUGGGACGACAUGUUGAGAGGGAUGGACCACGACACACUGAAAGGCAGCGGUUUGGUAGGAUUGGUCCAGUUGAUGCUGUGGGACUACAACCCCACCCUAGAUGUGAAAAACACUGUAUCUCUAUUGGAGAGGUACAGUGGUGCAGGGCUGUCAGAACUGUGGGCAGCCAGUGCCUUCAAAGGCUCUACUAAUGUCCACACCUGUGUGACCAACACACAGAGACAUGUGGACAACCAUCUACAGUGGCUACAGGUGGCAGCAGCCCUGCCUGAAGGCAUACACAUGCUGGGCAUCGCCCUCACUGGCUGGCAGAGGUAUGACCACCUGUCUGUGCUGUGUGAGUUGCUGCCCCUAGCUCUGCCCUCCCUGGCCUCCAGUCUACAGACACUCACGCAUGGCCAGUUCAGCCCGGAGGCUCAGAGCAGGGUGACAAAGACUUUGGGCAUCUCUUCUGUAGAUGUAGAAACCAUGGAAAGCUCCACUACAGGUGACUCUGUGCUGUUUCCAGGGAGGAGGUUGGCAGAGCUGGUGGUGGAACUAACAGCAAUACUGCAGUCAGAAGAACUCCGCCAUUUUGAAGACAACAUGUUUGUGAGAGGCUGGUUCACUCCUUACCACAGACAGAGAAAGACAGUCAGCCCUCUUAUUGCUCAGCAGUUACAGAGUCAAGCCAUGACAUUGUUAGCUCUUGUGGAGCAGAGAGUGGUGAUGGUGAAAAAGGAGAUGGUGCGUCUGUACCCAGCCUCCACAGCUCAGGAGUGGGUAGAGCAGCAUGUCAGCCCUGUGGUGGCUCCCCUCCAGAGGGUCCUGGAGGACACCAACGCCAGCCUACUAGAGAUGGUACCCCAGAACGUCUCAGCUUCUAUGGUUGGGCAGUAAGGUUUAACCUGGGUCCCUUUGUUUUUUUUGACAGAGAAAGAGAUCUAUCCGUGCAGACUUCAUACGGUGAGGUCCAAGAGGUAGUGAGAAAAGGAUUCCAUGAUUAUCAAAAAGCAACUUUUAUUUAAUUCCCUUUUUUAACAAAAAAAGCAAAAAUAAAAGUAAUACAAAACAUUUUUUAAAGACAAGGCAAACAAGUACCUGCAGUCAUCCAGCAGCACACACUAACUGGACACAAAAUAUCUCAUGSAUUCUUUCUUUCAAGCAACAGAAGGCAUCUAUACUCACCUUCCUCUUGCCAACAGAUGCAGUAACUUAGUUAAUACAGUCCAGAUACAAUGUAAUACAGUUUACUUGUCAAACAUAAAUGUGUUAAUAACAAUAUGUGUCUACGGACAGGAAUGUUACCUGAGACUGGUCUUUCAUUUUGUGUGUAUAAGGCCAGAUGGAAUAUGUAGUUUACCCUAUGAAUAAUAAAUCAAAUCAAAUGUA
Molecule: messenger RNA, 2130 nt
Organism: Salvelinus sp. IW2-2015
Lineage: Eukaryota; Metazoa; Chordata; Actinopteri; Salmoniformes; Salmonidae
Gene: hexd
Product: hexosaminidase d
Biological process (GO): carbohydrate metabolic process
Molecular function (GO): hexosaminidase activity
Source: RefSeq, a predicted model, not a curated record